UUUUAUUGCGUACUUUGACCAUAAAGAGCGGUAUAGUAGGCCUAAGUAUUAUUAGUAUGAUAUUAGAUUUAAUCUUACUAGUUUUGAACAGUUUUUCAUUUUUUAAAGAGCAGUUUAAAUAUUAAAAGUGAUAAAAAAUCGUUCGCAUAUCUUUUUGUAAUUCAAAGCAUAUCACGUUAAAUUGUAGAAUAUAAUGGGUAUUGAUUUCAAUGCUAAUGGCAACGGAAUAGGUUUAGGAAACUUUCCUGGAAAGACGUCAUGGUUUGAAUUUUUACUCGAUAAAUCUCGACUUGAGGCACAUCUUAAACAAGAUACAACAACUGAAACUGCAGCUGUUGACUUAAUUACUGACUUCCUGAGAAAUGCAACAGAAGUGAAUGGAGAUCAAGUUAGCUCAGCAACUCAAGUUUCACAAGCUGCUUCUGUACUUACCUCGAAUCAGAAUUCUCUAGCUGGGUCCAUUGGAGUUGAAGGCAUUCCAGUUGAACCAUCUGUUGCACCAGUCAUUGAAACAGAAAAAGAGACAAAAAAGGUUGUGGCUCUAAAACUUCUGGCUCUGAAAGUAGCCUCAUAUCUAAAAUGGGACUUGAAUCUUUUGGAAAAAAAGUUGCCUCUUCCAAUGCAGCAGACCUUACUGACAUACUUACAGAAGAUAACUACUAAUACGGAACAAAACGUGGUACAAGAAUUGCCUCUGAAUGAUCUCUCUGUAGAUGGCCGUUUUGCACACGUGUUAUUGUAUCGCUGGCAGUUACGUGCAGCUGUUCUUGGUAUCUAUCCUACUAAACAGUCUCGAGGAUUAAAUGUUCAAAUUCCAGGGCAAGUUGAUCCAAUGUAUGUUCCGCAAGAAACAGUUGACACAAUUAGAAGAAAAGUGUUGGAGAAAGUGGAACAAGCAGCACAAGCCUUGAAUAAUUUAUUAGAAGACAGGCUUGACCUUCGAAUGCCACACAUGGAAUGUUUUGAAACACUAGAUGAGGACAAAUCAACUCCUAAUUUUGAAUGGGAAAAAGGAGAACUUCUAGUUUUUGAAGAUGUAGCUUGCCAGGUUUCGUAUGAUCUUGGGUGCUACCAUUUCUACAAAGAAAACUAUCAAGAAGCAAAAGAAGCUUUUUGUAAAGCCUCGUCAUUAUUUCCUAAGGUCAGUAACAUGGUCUUCAAAAUCCAGUGAUGUGUCAAGUAGAGGAAGCAAAAUUGAAAGGCUACUGUCAGGCUUGCGGUAUUACUACUCCUAUUGUUAGUACACCAGAAAGUCUUCAAGAGAGACUUGUCAGUUCUGUCAAAGAAGGAU
Messenger RNA from Limulus polyphemus (Atlantic horseshoe crab), 1291 nucleotides. RefSeq names its product integrator complex subunit 8-like. Bases 194 to 1171 code for a protein of 325 amino acids. The transcript is spliced from 9 exons. Gene Ontology annotation, cellular component: integrator complex. The record is from RefSeq and is a predicted model, not a curated record. NCBI's taxonomy places the organism in Eukaryota, Metazoa, Arthropoda, Merostomata, Xiphosura, Limulidae. Gene Ontology annotation, biological process: snRNA 3'-end processing.